UUUCCGUCGCGUGGAUCUUGAACAUACAGCACAGAGCACACGCGCGCUUUGUAUAUAAAUACAGCUCUAUACCGGCCGUAUUUCUCAGCUGCGAGCAUAUCAGUCCAUUUUUCUUGCACGUUAGUACUGCGUACAAGUCAACAAUGGCGGAGAGAUCCAUAAUCCUUGCAGCACACUUUGUUCUUGUCCCGCUCAUCGGGCAGGGCCACACCAUUCCCAUGUCGGACCUUGCCUGCCUCCUCGCGGGACGCGGUGCGAGAGUGAGCCUCGUCGCCACGCCCGCCAACGCCGCGCGCCUGCAGGGGGUAGCUGACAUGGCGCGGCGCGAUAUGCUGCGCCUCGAGAUAGUCGAGCUCCCGUUCCCGCCGGCCGACGACGGUCUGCCCCCUGGCAGCACCGCGAGCAUCGACAGCUUCCUCCGGUUGUUCCUGGACCUCUACAGGCUCGCCGGGCCGCUCGAGGCCUACUUGCAAGCGCUGCCGCGGCGCCCCAGCUGCAUCAUUUCCGAUGCCUGCAACCCGUGGACGGCCGGCGUCGCAAGGAGCGUCGGGGUCCCGCGCCUCUUCUUCCACGUACCUUCCAUCUUCUACUCGCUGUGCGACCUGAACGUCGCAAAGUAUGGGAAGGGCGACCACGACGCGUCGUACGUCGUGCCGGGCAUGCCGGUGCGCGUAGAGAUGACCAAGGAGACAUGGUCGUCCUCCUUCUUUACCACGCCUGAGUGGGAGGAGUUCACGAAGGAUGCGCGGGAGGCCAUGCGCACAGCGGACGGCGCCGUGAUGAACACCUUCCUGGACCUCGAGCAACAGUUCGUCGCGUCCUACGAGGCGGCACUGGGCAAGCCUGUGUGGGCGCUCGGGCCUUUCUGCCUCCGUAACCGGCAGGACGAGGAGGCCGUCCACCAGAGCGCGGUCACCGCUUGGCUCGACAAGAUGGACCAGAGCACGGUCAUUUAUGUCAAUUUCGGCAGCCUCGUGCGGAUGCCUCCCAAGCAGCUGUACGAGGUCGGACACGGCCUCGAGGACUCUGGGAAGCCGUUCCUUUGGGUGGUGAAGGAGUCCGAGACGGCCUUGCCAGAAGCACAAGAGUGGCUCCAAGCCCUGGAGGCACGAACGAUAGGGCAGGGGCUCGUACUGCGUGGCUGGGCGCCUCAGCUCGCCAUCAUGUCGCACCGCGCGGUAGGCGGCUUCGUGACCCACUGCGGGUGGAACUCCUUGCUGGAGUCCGUCGCGCACGGCGUGCCUGUCGUGACGUGGCCGCACUCCGGCGAUCAGUUCCUCAACGAGAGGCUGGCCGUGGAAAUACUUGGUGUCGGCGUGCCCGUGACGCCGUCCGGUAACGACAAGGCCGUGGUGCGGGGGCACAUUGCGCGAGCGGUGUCGGAGCUGAUGGGCGAUGGGGCGGUGGCGGAGGAGAGGAGGACAAAGUGCAAGGACUACGGGGAGAAAGCUCAUGCAGCCGUGGUGGAAGGGGGAUCGUCGCAUCAAAACCUGACGAGGCUAUUACAGACCUUCAUGCGGAGUGACAACAAGGAACUGUAGAUUAUCCAAGGUUCGGUUUUGUCACUAUAUGUAGGAGUAGCAUAUAAGCCAUGCAUUGUGAGUUAUGUUAACGACUAGGUCGUUAUUUCAGCUUUCACCUAGACUGGCUCAUCGCCGUGAUUUCUU
Hordeum vulgare subsp. vulgare (domesticated barley) is the source of this 1667-nucleotide messenger RNA. Its product is annotated as UDP-glycosyltransferase 73C3-like. The transcript has a single exon. Gene Ontology annotation, molecular function: UDP-glycosyltransferase activity. The record is from RefSeq and is a predicted model, not a curated record. Bases 144 to 1541 code for a protein of 465 amino acids. Lineage: Eukaryota; Viridiplantae; Streptophyta; Magnoliopsida; Poales; Poaceae.